Molecule: messenger RNA, 2496 nt
Organism: Durusdinium trenchii
Lineage: Eukaryota; Dinophyceae; Suessiales; Symbiodiniaceae
Source: the annotation of a GenBank genome assembly
AUGGCGACGUUCGAGGCGCCGCCGCUGCCGGCGUGGUCGGCGCGGCCGCCGCGUUCGCGGCGGUGCCAGGCCGACGGAAAGGAGGCCGGCCGAAAGAUCCGAGCGACCGAUGUGAUCGAGAAGCCCAAGCAGGAAGUUAAGGGCGACCUGGAAAAGGAAAACGAAGAGCUCAUUGCGACUCUGGCCGAGCAGGCCAAGGGCUUUGAGAAGAAGACUGUGAAUGAAGCCUUCGCCGUGCUUAGAGAGGCUGUGUGGCGGGUCUUGGAGCUGUGGUAUUUCGAUGUGCAGCUCUUGGGUGGCCUGGUCCUCCACAAGGAGCGCCUGGCUGAGAUGAAGACAGGCGAGGGGAAGACCAUUGUGGCGCUCUUGCCGACCUUCCUGGCUGCCUUGGAGGACAAGGGUGGCGUCUUCGUGGUCACGCCCAACGACUACCUGGCCCGCCGCGACGCGGAGAACGUGGGGCAGGUGCUGCGCUUCUUGGGGCUGACCGUGGGCCUGGUGCAGUCCACCAUGGAGGUGGCCGACAGGCAAAAAGCCUACAAGUGCGACGUGGUCUACUUGACCAAUGCCGAGCUGGGCUUCGAUUACCUCCGCGACAACUUGGCCGUUUAUCCACAUCAAGUCGUUCAGAGCAAGAGCUUCCACUUCUGCUUGGUGGACGAGGCAGACUCCAUUUUGAUCGACGAGGCCCGCACGCCGCUCAUCAUCUCCGAGUCGGUCCCUGCGGUGCCGCGCCAGUUCGAGGCGGGCCGCGAGGUGGCCAAUGCUCUGAAGAAGGAUCUUCACUACACCGUAGAUGAGAAGAACAUGAACGUGGUCAUGACAGACCUGGGAGAGAAAGUGGCUCAGGACCUGUUGCAGGUGGAGAACCUUUGGGAGCCUGAGGAGGCUUGGGAGGGGGGAAGCCUGCAUAGCCAGGCAUGGAUCUUGUACGUUUUGAACGCGGUCAAGGCCAAGGAGCUCUUCCAGCUGGGUGAGGAGCGUAUGGCCGUAUGGGAAUACAUCAUCCGAGAUGGAAAAGUCUCCAUCGUGGACACCUUCACUGGCCGUGUCUUGGAGGGCCGGCGCUGGUCCGACGGCAUGCACCAGGCCAUCGAGUGCAAGGAGAACAUCUCUGUGAGCGUACGGUCUCAAGUAUCUGCACAGAUCACCUACCAGUCGCUCUUCCGGCUCUUCCCGCGGCUCUGCGCCAUGACCGGCACCGCCUUGACGGAGGCCGCUGAGUUCGAGGAGAUCUACGGCCUCCGCUGCACCGGCGUCCCCACGGCGCGGCCCAACGUGCGACGCGACUACCCGGAUGUGGUCUACAAGACCGAGGAGGCCAAGCUGAACGCCAUCGUGGAGGAGAUUGUGCUGAACAACGAGCGCAACGGCCGACCGAUUUUGAUCGGCACUGCCAACGUGAAGAUGUCUGAGGCCAUUGUGAGCCGGCUGAGGGAGGCGGGUGUGGAGCCGCAGCUCCUGAAUGCCCGGCCGGAGUCCAUCGCUCGAGAGAACGAGACCAUCUCCCAAGCAGGCCGACUGGGCAUGGUGACGGUCUCUACCAACAUGGCAGGGCGUGGAACCGACAUCAUCUUGGGUGGCAACCAUUCUCAGAUGGCGGCUCUGAACAUCAGAUCCCGACUGGCAGAUGCCCUCCUGUCCAUGGAGGAAUCGGCCAAGGUCUACAACCCUGGGGAGGAGUUUUAUCCAACAGAUAUUCCAGGUAGCCUAGAGAAGAGCCUCACGGAGGCAGUCGAGGCGGUGGCCAAGUGCCCGGCGGGCGAGGCCACACAGAGCUUUCUGGAAGUGGAGGAGUUGGUGGCCUCAGUGGGUGGUGAGGCGCCCUUUGAGGCCAACGAGAGCGCUCAGGCGUUGACGGCCCUGCGGAAGGCGCGACACCUUUGGACGGUUGGAUGGAGAGGAGUGACGAAGUUUUCGGGAGUAUUCGACAAAGGAGUGGACGUAGAGAUCUCUGUUCGAGACACAUGGGCACGCUUGAACAUCGCACCGCCAGAGGCCUUCGCAGAGCUAAAGACGCUCUACAAGGACCUGAUGCGGAUGCGGUUUCCCAUUGACGCACUGACAGAUGAGAAGGACCAGGUCAUCAAGGCGGGCGGCCUCUAUGUCCUGGGCACCACACGCCACGAGUCUCGUCGCAUUGACAACCAGCUGCGCGGUCGAGCAGGUCGACAGGGGGAUCCGGGAACCACCCGUUUCUUCAUCUCCUUGCAGGACGAUGUCUUCAGAGUCUUUGGUGGCGACAAGAUCGAAACCUUGAUGGACCGCUUCCGGCUCGGCGACGCGAUCCCGCUCCAGAGCCCCAUUGUAAACGAUACGCUGGACCGUGUGCAGAAAGCAGUGGAAGAGUUUUUCAAGAAGACCCGCACGACCUUGUUUGAGUUUGACAAGGUGAUCUCUAAGCAGAGAGAGCUCACCUACAAAACUCGGAAGGUGCGCUGGGAAAGUGCCCGUUCAAAACUCGUCACAGACAGUCGAGCCCACCUGAGCACUUGA